UCUGUUUUCCUUAUUUAAUAUACUACCUUACUGUAGUUUGUUGUUCCCAUUUAUAUUAGUUUGUCUUUCUCGGCAACACACAAUAUAUACAACAAAAAGUAAGUGAAAAUAUAAUCUUAGCAGCAUGUCGGGUCGUCCUGAACAUCAAGCUCCACCGGAAAUUUUUUACGGUCAAGAUGAAGCUCGAAAAUACACACGGAACACACGAAUGAUGGAAAUUCAACUUGCCAUGUCAGAAAGGGCAGUGGAAUUGUUAUGUUUGCCUGAAAAUCAGCCUUGCCAUAUAAUUGAUUUGGGAUGUGGAUCAGGCCUCAGUGGAGAAACAUUGACAGAACAAGGACAUGUAUGGACAGGAGUUGACAUUUCAUCAGCUAUGCUGGGUGUGGCAAAGGAAAGAGAAGUGGAAGGUGAUCUCCUUUUGGGGGACCUAGGCCAAGGCCUACCGUUUCGUGCAGGUGCUUUCGAUGGCGCCAUAAGCAUAUCGGCUUUACAAUGGCUAUGCAAUGCAGAUCAGAGGUCUCACAACCCAGCAAAUAGACUGUACACUUUUUUUUCGUCACUCUACGGCUGCCUGAGUAGAGGAAGUAGAGCAGUUUUCCAGUUCUACCCAGAGAACAGUUCUCAAGUGGAACUUAUUACAUCUCAAGCAAUGAAAGCUGGUUUCACAGGAGGAUUAGUUGUGGAUUACCCUAACAGUACUAAAGCUAAAAAGUUUUUCCUCUGUUUGAUGACUGGAGGACAACAACCACUGCCUGCUGCGUUGGGAGUAGAUUCCCGCGAAGAGGCUCCAAGUCACGUUGCAUUUUCACAAAAAAGAGAAAGGAUGAAACAACUACGCGCAGGAAAAGCUCCCAAAAAAAGUCGUGAUUGGAUUUUGGAAAAGAAAGAACGCCGACGAAGGCAAGGCAAAGAAACUCGUGAUGAUUCUAAAUUUACUGGCAGAAAGCGGCCUUCACAUGUAUGGUGAAGUGAUCAUAGCUCGCCAAUAAAUAAACAAAAAUAAAAUACAA
Molecule: messenger RNA, 1010 nt
Organism: Daphnia carinata
Lineage: Eukaryota; Metazoa; Arthropoda; Branchiopoda; Diplostraca; Daphniidae
Product: probable 18S rRNA (guanine-N(7))-methyltransferase
Exons: 7
Coding region: 125-967 (280 amino acids)
Biological process (GO): rRNA (guanine-N7)-methylation
Cellular component (GO): nucleolus
Molecular function (GO): rRNA (guanine) methyltransferase activity
Source: RefSeq, a predicted model, not a curated record